AUGAGUUCCUCAAAUUUUAGCCGAUACAAGUUGGUGUUCUGCCACACGGGAUGCUCGCAGCAAGAGUACAUCCGCAUAUUGCGACACCUUCAUAAACAAAGUAUGGAGGUGAAGUUCCGCAAUCUCUCCCUGUUUUUGGAGGAGUCCCUCAAGGCCAUCCAUACGGAGGCCAGACGUCUCAGUACUUCACCAGAUCAUCGGCUGCCGCGCUUUAAUUCCAUCCUUGCUUUGGCAGCCAGCGAACCAUCAUCCUGUCUCACUUUAUCCAUGGCCGUCCAAAGGGCCUUGACACUAGUCUCACAAAUUGGAACAUAUAUUAGCUACUAUGAAACACAUAGCAAUGAGUUUGAGUUUGGAAGCAAUACAGAAAAUACAAUACUGAGCGGUUAUGGUAUGGGUAUGCUGGCAGCGGCAGCGAUCGCAGGCGCAAAAUCAGUCGCAUAUCUGGCCUCCGUCGGAGCAGAGUACGUGAAAGUCGCUUUUCGACUAGGCAUAGUCACGCAGGGGCAAAUUAGGGCAUUCGGAGCUGGUGAAUACGAGCGUCAUUUGGGGGUGCAAACCUGGUAUUGCGCCAUUCUAUCUGGACAUGAAGGGAGCUUACAGGACUUUGUGACGGGCGACCUUGCUUAUGAUUUGUGCGGAUCUUCGUCAAGUAUUACACUGCUCUCCUUUCAAACUGGGAAGAAAUUACAACUACACUGGGUUGAUGUUCUCAACGAAAUUACCAGCGGCAUGAUAGAAUGCAAUACUAGCGUUGAUUUCCUCAGACAAAGCAUUCGCUCUCUUCUUGUAGAGUGGGAAGCUACUGACUGCUCCGUGAUACUCUUUGGGGAUUCGGCUCUAUCGGACCAGCUGCUCCUGGGCUUUCAGGCUGAAUGUCGUAUUCUACGACUUCAUCGUAUAGACUUAACUGACUCUGGCCAUCCUGGCUUCCAUCAAGAGGCUUCAAGGUCUCCGCAAUCCGCCAAGCUCGCCAUUGUCGGCAUGGGGUGUCGAUUUCCGGGAGGAGCAAACAAUCUCGCGCUAUUCUGGGACCUGCUUCAAGCUGGACGUGAUGUUCACACCACGAUUCCACCAGACCGGUUUGAUCUGAAGACUCACUAUGAUCCAACAGGACAGGUAGAAAAUGCUUCCCCCACACAGUUUGGGAAUUUCAUUGAUACUCCAGGAUUCUUUGAUGCCGCAUUUUUUAACAUGUCCCCUCGUGAAGCGCGUGAGACCGAUCCACAGCACCGUUUAGCUUUGGUGACCGCCUACGAGGCGCUCGAAAUGGCCGGCUACGUCAAUGGCCGGACACCAGCCAGCGAUGGAAAACGAGUGGCGGUGUUCUACGGUCAGGCUGGAGAUGAUUGGAGGGAGCUGAAUGCCAGCCAGAAGAUUGGACCUUAUGCAGUAUCCGGCGGGGAGAGAUCGUUUGCGAAUGGGAGAAUUAGUUACUUCUUUAACUUUGCUGGCCCUAGCUACAACAUAGACGCUGCAUGCUCUAGCAGUCUGGCUGCAGUCCAUAUGGCCUGUGAAGCACUCAGGUCGGGAAAGGUUGAUACUGUGGUUGCUGGUGGGUUGUCCAUCCUAACUCAUCCAGACAAGUUUGCUGGACUCGGUAAAUCAGGAUUUCUAUCUUCAAGUGGCCAGUGCAAGGUGUGGGACAAGGAUGCGGACGGUUACUGUCGAGCGGACGGUAUAGGGUCGAUCGUGAUUAAGAGGCUGGAAGACGCGGUUGACGAUAAUGACCGGAUCCUUGCCACCAUCCUGUCUACAGCUACCAAUCACUGUGCGAAUGCAAUCUCGAUCACCCAUCCCCAUGUCGGAGCUCAAAAGGAUCUGUAUACAGAGCUAAUGCUUGAUGUCGGUAUUAACCCACUGGAUGUAGGCUAUGUCGAGCUCCACGGCACCGGUACUCAGGCGGGUGAUCCGGUAGAGGCGGAAUCAGUGAAGGCUAUAUUCGCACCGGUGGGCUGCCGACCAGCGCAUCAACGGCUGUAUCUUGGCUCAGUAAAGUGCAAUAUCGGUCACUCUGAAGCUGCGGCUGGGAUUGCAUCCCUGAUCAAGGUGAUUCUAAUGUAUCAACACCAUCGGAUCCCGCCGCAUGUGGGAAUCCGCUGCGAAGCGAAUCCUGCCCUCCCACAGGAUCUUGAGACGUGCAAUGUCGGAGUGUGUCUGCAGGAAACCCUGUGGUCAAAAGUAGACGGGGAGAAGCGCUACGCGGUAGUGAAUAAUUUUGGCGCACAUGCGGGAAACAGCGCCGUGCUCCUUGAGGAUGCUCCGGAAAUGGCCAGGGUCGGCGAAGAUCCGCGACAGGUAUACGUGGUGGCUAUAUCAGCUAAGAGCAGAGCAUCACUCAGCGGGAAUAUUCAAGCCCUAGUCGAGUACAUGGAACGUCAUCCUGACGUACUGCUCGGGGAUCUUUCCUAUACUACAUGUGCCAGGCGCACGCAUUAUAAGUUCCGCAUUGCAGCUGCUGUGACAAGCUACCAAGAGCUUCAAAUCUCCCUGAAGCUCCACCUGGGAAAGGUUGACAAGGUUAAACAGAUACGGACGGAACCACCCGGGGUUGUAUUUGCUUUCACAGGACAAAGCGAAUCGUAUGUCGGGAUUAGUGCGCAGUUGUUUGACAAAUUUCCAUUCUACCGCACACAGAUUCUUCAGCUGAGUUCCGUUGUGCAAAGCUUCGGGUUCCCUUCUAUCAUCCCAGUUGUUACUGGUGCGAUUGACUGCCAGCUUCCGGAUCAUAGAUCCAUAAUCCAAGCACAGCUAGCCAUUUUUGUUAUAGAGCUUGCCUUGGCUCGGCUAUGGCGGCACUUGGGUGUUAAACCUAUUGCUGUCGUGGGUCACAGCCUCGGAGAGUAUGCUGCUCUCGUAGUUGCAGGUGUUCUCUCAGCGGGCGAUGCUAUCUGGCUGGUUGGAAAGCGAGCUGAAUGCCUGCUAGAUACUUGCGAAGUAGGCUCAUUUCAGAUGCUUGCGAUCCAGGCAACCUAUCCGGAGAUACAGAAGAUCUGCGAUGGAGAAAACUAUGAUAUAUCUUGUCUCAAUGGGAAGAGGAGUAUGGUGAUCAGCGCAGCACGGGAAACUAUCCAGAUUAUCUGUGCACGUCUACAGCGUGAAGGAAUCCGAUUUAAAGUACUCGACAUCCCAUUUGCUUUUCAUAGCAGACAAAUGGAACGGGCGCUGCCCGAAUUUAGGAAGAUUUCCAGAUCAAUUGAGUUUCAUCCUCCAGCUAUAACGGUCCUAUCGCCACUCCUCGGAGAAUGUAUCCUAGCCGGGUGCUCUGUCACUCCGGGGUAUUUACUUCGUGCGUUGAGGGAGCCGGUGGACUUUAUCAGCUCGAUUAGUGCGGGUCGGCGUCUGGGUGUAGUGACUCCGAACACUAUCUGGAUAGACAUCGGCCCCCACCCAAUCUGCGGAGAACACAUCCGGAGGGACAAUCCCGACGUCACCACUGUGUCGUCGCUGUACCGAGGGGAAGAUGAUUUUGUUGUUAUGGCCAAGAGUAUGGCGAAGAUUCACUGCACGGGGGUGCGUGUUCGCUGGGAUGAGUACUUCCGACCAUAUGAGAAGGCUCAUUUUCUUUUACAUUUGCCUAGCUAUCGCUGGGACGAGAAGAACUAUUGGAUUCCUUACGAGUCUACAUGGACUUUGGACAAGGCACGCAGCGGCAACGCAGCGAGUGAGAGUCUCCUAACUACGAGUCGAGGGCUCCAGACGUCCCUGAUCCACCGAAUCUCAUUGGAAGAAAUCCACGGCUCCAGAGGACGGGUGCAUGCUAUCUCUAACAUGGCGUAUCCCGAUUUUCGCCACGCAUUACUGGCGCAUAAAGUAAACGGAUGCGGAGUCACGGCCGCGGGAAUCUGGAGCGACAUGUGUUGGAAUAUUGGCAAGUAUCUUUAUAGGCGCAUGAUACCGGGCGACCACGAGGUGCCGAUGAACGUAACCAAACUGGAGGUCCUGGAGGCUCAGGUCGCCUACAAUAACCCGAGCACAACGCAGUUACUGCAGAUUGAAGCCGUUCUAGAUACUAUGACAAUGAACAUGGGGGUACAGUUUUACAAUGUAUCGGAGCAAGGAUCUCGGAGCGAGAGAUACUUCGCAUCCGCGACUGUCGCGUUUGAGAGUCUUGCCAGCUGGAGGGCUGAAUGGCGAGAGGUCUCAAGCGUAAUCAAGAAAAGAAUCGAAUCCUUGACUAAGAAAGGUGAAAACGGCGAAGCGAAUCUUCUCACUGGAGCCCUGGUGUAUUCCUUAAUGAAACGCGGCUUUGUGGACAUCGGUGAACGGGACCGUGGAAUCCAGAGUUUUAUAUUCGACGGCUAUGAAGCAUGUGCAGCAAUACAACUAGAUUCAUACCGACACGGCGUUUGGCACACUCCGCCUCAUUGGGUAGAAAGCUUGACUCAGGUGGCCUCGAUUAUAAUGAACAUCAGUGAGGCAUCGGACGUGGAGAAUUAUUAUUAUGUUUCUCCUUACUACGAAAGUUUCCGGUUGGCUGAGCAGCCUAUUCCCGGCGCCAAGUACACCAGUUAUACCAGCAUAUCUCCCAUGCAGACGGACGGUAAUUACGAAGGAGAUGUUUAUAUCUUACGAGAAAGUGAGAUCAUUGGUAUGGUUCGGGGAAUCAGGUUCAGACGGGUUCCAAGAUUCCUCAAAUCUGAGCUCUUUGUUGCACCGGACAUAAGCAGCACCCUUCCAUGUGCGGAACCCCAGCAAUCACAUGUCAGUUCCAGUUCCAAGCCAGAUGCAACCGAUACGGUUGCCAAAUGGGCUUUACCUUUCCUGACCCUCGUGUCGGAGGAAACGGGUCAGGGUAUAGGUGAGCUAAAGGAUGAAUUGACACUUGUCGAACUUGGUAUCGACUCGCUCAUGGCUCUGAUUAUUUGCGCUAAGAGCCGUUCUAUUUUGAAUCUAGAGAUUCCUCAAGGGCUCUUUCUCUCCUGUGAUACAUUUGGUGAACUGAAAAAAUGUGUGGCUAAACAAUGGAGUGCAUGA
This is a messenger RNA of Aspergillus tanneri, 4977 nucleotides long. RefSeq names its product Type I Polyketide synthases (Type I PKS). Gene Ontology annotation, molecular function: fatty acid synthase activity; 3-oxoacyl-[acyl-carrier-protein] synthase activity. NCBI's taxonomy places the organism in Eukaryota, Fungi, Ascomycota, Eurotiomycetes, Eurotiales, Aspergillaceae. Gene Ontology annotation, biological process: fatty acid biosynthetic process; secondary metabolite biosynthetic process. The coding region runs from base 1 to 4977 and encodes 1658 amino acids. The record is from RefSeq and is a predicted model, not a curated record. The transcript has 5 exons.